This is a messenger RNA of Ophidiomyces ophidiicola, 810 nucleotides long. RefSeq lists its product as uncharacterized. Gene Ontology annotation, cellular component: membrane. The record is from RefSeq and is a predicted model, not a curated record. Bases 1 to 810 code for a protein of 269 amino acids. The transcript has a single exon. NCBI's taxonomy places the organism in Eukaryota, Fungi, Ascomycota, Eurotiomycetes, Onygenales, Onygenaceae.
AUGUCCUUUCAGCUGCCCCCAGCCUCCUCAGUAUAUCUACUGCUUGGAUCCCUACCUUUGCUCGUCCUUGCUGAAGCCAGAGCUAUCCGUGCUGGCCAUGCCCUCUUCAAGAUUCUCUCUUCGAUCGCCUUUGUAAGCGGGCCGCUGCGCCAUUUCUCCGCCGAAUCCUCGUCCUAUCACACCCUCAUCACCUGUGGUCUUGUCUGUUCUUUGGUCGGCGAUAUACUCCUGAUUCCCUCGAAACGAGAAUACUAUCCGCCCGAACGGUCGCAAACGCCGGCCAACUCGAAGGAUCAGCCGCCAGAAAACCAAAUCUCGGUUUCGUUCCAGCUUGGAGUGGUUGCCUUCGCUGCUGCUCAUAUAUCCUAUAUUUUGGCAUUCGUUCGAGAUGCGCCAAAAGCGAUGGCAUGGCCAACCUUUUUGGCCAUAUUUGCCGCAACAAUGGUGAUUUCGAAGUGGCUUGGUGUUAUAUACCCGUCAACGUCUCCUUCUUCGGCUCGCUUGACAAGUGGCAAUCUGCUCAGUCUCUCCAUUCCAAGCGACAUGCGACCGCUGGUGGCUAUCUAUGCGACCAUUAUCAGUUCAAUGUUGGCAAUCGCCAUUUCAACCACCCCAUCAUUGCAACAUCAACGAGUUCUGGGAGCUGUAAUGUUUGUUCUGAGUGAUAUUUUUGUGGCAAAGGAUGCAUUUGGGAAGACAAAGAAGCAAAAUGCAGGAGGCAUGAGCGAUGACUGGUUGCCUAGAGGAAUAGGUUGGGUGCUUUACUUUUGGGGGCAGAUGGUAUUAGCGGGCACCGCUGAAAGAAAAUGA